UGCUGGACCCCCCAAUGGUGGGGGAUGGUUUCAGUGCAUUUAUGGUAGAGAUAUUUUUCCAUUUAUGGAGGGUUUACUGUAUCGUAAAUGCUCACAAGGUAAUCGUGCACGUUUUCAAGCUUAUCUGGAUACCAAGUGAAAACAUGUCGAGGACUAGGCGUUCGCGAAUGUAAAAGGAUCGUAUCGAUGCUCGACGAUCGCAAGCUUGUGACCUGAUUUGUCGACAGGUAAAACUUCCAGAACUUCUACUCGAAGAAUUUUCUUACUCCACAGGUGUCGAAGGAAGUCUUGUAUCUUGGAAUUACUUUCAUCACCCACAGUAAAAGCUUCGAAGCUCAAGAUCUACGCGAACCGACGCACAAAUCGUCAAUAUAUUCGUCAACGUAUUGCAUUCUACACUAGCGGACAAGCAAACAGGGACGAUCUUUCAAAUGCUCAUAACUAUGAGAGUUUUCAACCGAUUUCGGUGAAACUUCGCGAGGAAUAGUCUUCGAGUGUCUUCUAGGUGUGUGCAAAGUUGCAUUGACGAGGGUUGAUGUGAAGGGGUUAAUUCACCACCCUAAAGGGAACUGUGUUUAAAAAUAGUCUCUUUGAAGCAGGCCAGAGAUGACGGAAGGGAUUGAAAAAUUCAACAAAACCUUCGGGGCGACUCUCCUUGAUACCCUCUACAAAAUGCACCUCUUGAAAUCCCUCUCGGACAAACCCACACCCUUCCACCCCCUCUAAAAUUCACAAUUUUUGUACGAAGGUCUCGAUUUUGGGCUCCAGCUCCUACCGUGCACCCCAUAGGAACCCUUGGGGGAGGGGUGGAACAGCUCGCAUAUUUUCAACCACCUUCGUAAGGGAGCACUUCCACACAUCGGAGGGCGAUGAAAUUCACCAUGUUUGUUCUCGAUACGUUAAGGAUGAACGGCGAAAAUGUCCCGUCUCGAAAACUGCCUCCGGUAGUGUUCGAACCGUGGAUAUAAAUGAUAAGAGUAUCAGAGGUAGUCAAUUGCAUCGUAGGGACUCCUAUUUGUGGCAUAUCGAUGAAAUGCGUUUGUGUUAAUCAAGACGAGGUUUCAGAAACCGUAGAGACUACACGCAUGGGUAUGUCAUCCCUGCUAUGAUCUCUAAUCAGCACUAGUACGUCACGAGAAUUGGAUGACAGCACGAUGUCACAAAUGAUGCCUCGUAGCUGGUGUUUCUCCGCAAGAUUCGGCAUGAUUCCAUAUUGUCCGGAUGGAACGACGAACAUUGUAAUCGAGAUCGAUAUUAACGUAAAUUUCAUCCUCAUUCAUCUUCAUUUAUUCAAUCGUUCAAUCAAGCUCGUGCAAUCUUGUUAUUUAACUUCGGUAUCGAACUUGACUCGGAUUCGCGGGUACAUAUUGAACUUGAUCCCAUCGCUACCGACGGAACGGGAGUGUAAGGAGAGCCAGGGUGAGCCAGGAGAGGCAGGAGAGCCGGGAGAAACGGGAAUCGGAGGGGCGGGUGGUUCGCUCAGUGGGAGAGACAGGAGACCCGGGCAGUGCAAGCCGGGCAGCCUGCCCGACGAUAUCGUCAUUGUGGAUUCUAUUCUUUUUGUUUGAUCGUUCUCCGACCAAGGCAGCCGCGAGUUUUUCCUACGGGCGUCCUUUUGCCGCAGGCAUGCGCGUCGUCUGUUUUUCCAGUCGCGGAGAAACGCGUACGGUCACUCUUCGUCCUUAAGACACGCACGGUCACGCAGCGCGCGAACAUAUGUGCGCGAGACGAUAGAGAGCGGAAAACACGCUGGUUACAUCGCUGCAUAAGCGGCCACGUACGUUGAUAGAGAUCGGAGCACGUGUGUUCAACACGGAGGGGCGACUUGAAAGCGACAGAGCGCGGCCGAAAGAACGCACGCACUUCCCCGCACGGGGAGCUUCCGCAGCUUUCCAAGUAACAGGUGAUUUCUGCGUGCAGUUGUCCAAGGAACAAUUUCGGAUGCCACGCAGAGAGAAACAAUCCGAUGUUCAUGGGAAUGCGUUUCUGGCAGAAGGCUGAGCCAACUGGCUCCGCGUUGUAUCGAUUCGUUUACGAACAUCCUAGUUUUCGGCGCAUUGAGAAGAUUGUCGCGAUCUUAUUGUGAAGCGGGGACGAACACAGCCGACAUCUGCCCUGAGAACGACUUUAUGCCGGUAACAACGGUCGGAAAACAAAACUCCAAGGAAGGCGCAACAGGGAGCUAAGAGUAUUUUCUCCGAAAGCUGUGUGGCACUCAACUUCCAAGAUGUUGCCUAUGGCAACAUCCUUAGUAAAAAAGUUCAGUUCGGCAACCGCAUCGGACGAAGGCGGCACCGCCUUCAGCAGAUGGAGGCAGUUGGGAAGCGACGUGAUACGAGAUGUUACCAAUUUUGGCCCUGCGAAGGUCACUCCACAAGAAGAAACGCAACCCAAGGAAGAAACCACAACGGAAGCAAUGAAAACGAAGUCGAAAACUGGAGACGAUUGCAGAGUUUGCCGGAAGUCCAUCGCACCUGAGGAAGCUUCGAGAAUUUGCUGCGAGUGUCAACACAAAGUUUGCGAGGACUGCGCUUGCUAUUCGACGACAACCAAUUCGGAUGAUCCGUCGUCCUGGCGAUGCAGCGUAUGUCGUAGAAAACUUGCGUCUCGGGACCAGCCAAUUGUGACACAGGAAUCGACGGAUUCUUUGCUGGAGGUGCCGGUCCUGGAGGCUCUUCAGAGAAGACACAGCGAGGCAAGACUCGUCUGUCAAACUGGAAGUCAAAUCGGAGGACUUGGUACCGGAUUGGCACCGCCGAGAAGUCCAGAACUGAGAAGGCAUUCGGCUGGGUCGCCCGCCAGUUUGAAAGAACUCGAAAAGUUUCGAAAGGUUGCAGGGGAACGCCGCGACGACCUCAGGUGGGAAAGGGAUUUGGAUCGCAAGAGCAAGUCUAGGGCAACGUCGCCGGAUCGCCAUCAGGUCGAUAGGGGAAGAGGUACCAGUCCCCAGAGGGUUGGCGUCGAACCUUCUUCCAUCGUAGAUCCCAUCGAAGUGGACGAGGAAGAGGAACGUCGUAGCCGAGCUCGCCGAGCCAGUACUGUUCGCGUUAAAUCUCGCAUGACUAGGCAAAGGUCGUACGACGACGAGAUGAAGAACAUGAUCGCGAUGUCCGGGGUCGCCGGACACCACGAGCAUCAGGAGCCUUGCCUGAGGCCUCCGACGAAUCUGCCGCGACGAGCGUCAGCUUAUGACUUUUAUGCAACUUCAAGUGUCAUCGCGGCUGCCCAGCAGAGAGCAUCGAUCUCGGCCCAAGGCAACAGGAAACCAGAGGAAAGACCGACCAGUCGGAGAUCAUCGUUCCGUGCAACAAAGCCAGUGAUGCCGUACGAAGUCGGAGCCGAAGAUGAAUCCUUGAUGAAUCUGGAACCGACGCCUGUACCGGUGACCGUGGCUCAACCACCAGUUUUGGCUCCUGAAGAGGAACGACGCACCAGACGAAGAGGCUCUCAGUUACCGGAUAUAAACACCAUAAAGGCGUUGACAUCCGCAGUUCCAGGAGCAGCAAAGGUGGCUCCGUCAGUCGUAAACAGAGUUGCAGCCGAAGAUCGCGAACUGGCACGACAGGGAAGUCUCGUGGAUGGUGAGAGCAUCAAAAUCGUUAUUCACCACGCAGACAAUGAUAUGUCACCAUGGGUUAACGCAAAAAGGAGGAUAAAGCUGAGAAGAGAUCCAGCUUUAGACAAAGGACACAGGAGAUCAAGACACGUUUGUAUUCGUCGUAGUCUCGCGCAGUCAGCGAACGAGAUAAACGAGUUUAAACCAGGGCUGAUAAAGAGCGAAAGCAAUGAAAACAACCGCGUGCCCCUAGUAGGCGUGCGAAUGACGUUUAAUUACUGGUUGCCCUUUCAGACAGGUUUGCUCACUUUUCAUUUCUCUAGAGCUGUGGAGUGGAUUGGUUAUCACACCGCGUCAGAGAAACGCAUCUGA
Hylaeus volcanicus is the source of this 3928-nucleotide messenger RNA. RefSeq lists its product as uncharacterized. Bases 2228 to 3928 code for a protein of 566 amino acids. The transcript is spliced from 12 exons. Gene Ontology annotation, biological process: regulation of synaptic plasticity; positive regulation of synaptic transmission; calcium ion-regulated exocytosis of neurotransmitter. Lineage: Eukaryota; Metazoa; Arthropoda; Insecta; Hymenoptera; Colletidae. Gene Ontology annotation, molecular function: small GTPase binding; transmembrane transporter binding. The record is from RefSeq and is a predicted model, not a curated record. Gene Ontology annotation, cellular component: cytoskeleton of presynaptic active zone; presynaptic membrane.